This is a messenger RNA of Homo sapiens (human), 941 nucleotides long. RefSeq names its product dickkopf like acrosomal protein 1 (gene DKKL1). The record is from RefSeq and is a predicted model, not a curated record. NCBI's taxonomy places the organism in Eukaryota, Metazoa, Chordata, Mammalia, Primates, Hominidae. Gene Ontology annotation, cellular component: acrosomal vesicle; extracellular region. The transcript is spliced from 5 exons. The coding region runs from base 350 to 853 and encodes 167 amino acids.
AUUGGAGGCCCACGUAGGUGCAGAUUCCUCAUCUACAGGCGCUAGUGGACUGGAGACGGCUGGCGGCUGUCCCGGGACGGGGAAGAGAGCUUUGGUGCCUGAGGGAAGAUGGCUUAGGGCCCGGUCCCUUAAGGCCUCCCCACCUGCCCCCGCAAGGCGGCAUCUGCUGGUCCUGCUGCUGCUCCUCUCUACCCUGGUGAUCCCCUCCGCUGCAGCUCCUAUCCAUGAUGCUGACGCCCAAGAGAGCUCCUUGGGUCUCACAGGCCUCCAGAGCCUACUCCAAGGCUUCAGCCGACUUUUCCUGAAAGGUAACCUGCUUCGGGGCAUAGACAGCUUAUUCUCUGCCCCCAUGGACUUCCGGGGCCUCCCUGGGAACUACCACAAAGAGGAGAACCAGGAGCACCAGCUGGGGAACAACACCCUCUCCAGCCACCUCCAGAUCGACAAGAUGACCGACAACAAGACAGGAGAGGUGCUGAUCUCCGAGAAUGUGGUGGCAUCCAUUCAACCAGCGGAGGGGAGCUUCGAGGGUGAUUUGAAGGUACCCAGGAUGGAGGAGAAGGAGGCCCUGGUACCCAUCCAGAAGGCCACGGACAGCUUCCACACAGAACUCCAUCCCCGGGUGGCCUUCUGGAUCAUUAAGCUGCCACGGCGGAGGUCCCACCAGGAUGCCCUGGAGGGCGGCCACUGGCUCAGCGAGAAGCGACACCGCCUGCAGGCCAUCCGGGAUGGACUCCGCAAGGGGACCCACAAGGACGUCCUAGAAGAGGGGACCGAGAGCUCCUCCCACUCCAGGCUGUCCCCCCGAAAGACCCACUUACUGUACAUCCUCAGGCCCUCUCGGCAGCUGUAGGGGUGGGGACCGGGGAGCACCUGCCUGUAGCCCCCAUCAGACCCUGCCCCAAGCACCAUAUGGAAAUAAAGUUCUUUCUUACAUCUAA